Messenger RNA from Helicoverpa zea (corn earworm), 3131 nucleotides. It is a transcript of the gene CCT8, whose product is annotated as T-complex protein 1 subunit theta. The transcript has 6 exons. The coding region runs from base 131 to 1768 and encodes 545 amino acids. Gene Ontology annotation, cellular component: chaperonin-containing T-complex. NCBI's taxonomy places the organism in Eukaryota, Metazoa, Arthropoda, Insecta, Lepidoptera, Noctuidae. The record is from RefSeq and is a predicted model, not a curated record. Gene Ontology annotation, biological process: protein folding. Gene Ontology annotation, molecular function: ATP-dependent protein folding chaperone; ATP binding; ATP hydrolysis activity.
CGUUCAUUUUCAUUCAUGAUUCAUUCAUUGUUCAUGCCAUUGGAACCGUGAUUUCUAUCGCUUUUUUCCAGAUCACGAGGAAAUCAAGAUAAUUUGUUUGAGUUGAAAGUGCUUCAAUUUCCAAGAAAAAAUGGCUUUACACGUACCGAAAGCGCCGGGUGUACCCCAAAUGUUAAAGGAAGGAGCACGGAUGUUCUCUGGUCUAGAGGAAGCAGUUUACCGUAACAUUAACGCAUGUAAACAAUUUGCCCAAAGUGUGCGUUCAGCAUAUGGACCCAAUGGAAUGAACAAAAUGAUUAUCAACCACAUUGAUAAACAGUUUGUUACGAGUGAUGCUGGUACCAUUAUCAGAGAGCUUGAUGUUGAACAUCCUGCUGCUAAAUUGAUGGUACUGGCCAGUCAGAUGCAAGAUUCUGAAGUGGGAGAUGGCACCAACUUCGUGAUUGUCUUCUCUGGUGCUUUAUUGGAAGCAGCUGAGGAAUUACUGCGCCUGGGUGUAACACCCACUGAAAUUGCCGAUGGCUAUGAGAAAGCCCUAGAGAAAUGUUUAGAAAUCCUGCCAGGACUAGUUUGUGAAGAAAUUAAAGAUUGCAAAAAUGUUCAAGCUGUUGUGAAGGGAAUAACUCCCUCAAUUAUGUCUAAGCAGUAUGGAUAUGAAGAUUUUAUUGCUGAACUGGUGGCCAAGGCUUGUGUUGCUAUUCUUCCUGAAAAAACCACAUUCAAUGUUGAUAAUGUGAGAAUAUGCAAGAUCCUAGGAUCAGGUCUUCUACAGUCUGAAGUUCUCUCUGGAAUGGUGUUCAAGCGAGAGGUUGAAGGAGAUGUUCCUUCUGCAACAAAAGCUAAAGUUGCUGUGUACUCAUGCCCGGUGGAUAUCACUCAGACUGAAACAAAAGGAACCGUUUUGAUCAAAUCAGCUGAUGAACUUCUUAACUUCAGUAGGGGAGAAGAGUCUCAACUGGAGAAACAAAUUAAAGAGAUUGCAGAUUCUGGAGUCAAAGUAGUAGUUGCUGGUGCUAAGUUUGGUGACAUGGCUUUGCAUUUCUUGAACAAGUAUGGCAUAAUGGCCGUUCGUCUCAACUCUAAAUUCGACAUCCGACGCCUUGCCAGGACUGUAAAUGCUACUGUGCUGCCAAGACUUACAACACCGACUGCUGAAGAGCUUGGAUACUGUGACUCCGUUGGUGUGGAGGAGCUGGGAGACACACGUGUUGUUUGCUUCCGCAUGGACAGCACUGAGUCACGCAUCUCCACAGUUGUCAUCCGAGGCUCUACAGACAAUUACAUGGAUGACAUUGAAAGAGCCAUUGAUGAUGGUGUGAAUACCUUCAAGGGAAUUGCCAGGGAUGGAAAAUUUUUGCCUGGUGCUGGUGCAACAGAAAUUGAAUUGGCUCAGCAACUCCUUCAGUAUGCAGACACACUGCCAGGCUUAGAACAAUAUGCUGUAAGGAAGUUUGCCGUUGCUUUGGAAAGCAUCCCACGUGCCUUAGCUGACAAUUCUGGUGCCAAUGCCACAGAAGUUGUCAACAACAUUUACAAAGCUCACAAGGAGGGCAACAAAAAUGCAGGUUACGACAUUGAAUCCGAAAACAAUGGUGUAUGUGACGCUAAAGAGAAAAACAUAUUGGAUUUAUAUGUCUUAAAGUACUGGGGCCUCAAAUACGCCGUUGGCGCAGCUGCAACAAUUCUCAAGGUGGACCAAAUUAUUAUGGCAAAGAGAGCAGGCGGGCCCAAACCUAAAGCACCGGCGGGAAGUGAUGACGAAUCUUAAAAUUACAUUUACUAUUAAAGUCGCAAAGUAUUUUAGUUAAGUUUUUAAAAUAACAUAAUGUCACCUUGCAUUUAAUUUGAAAUAUAAUAUAAUUUGCUUUGUAUAACCUACAAAAAAGGCAACAAUUCGGUUCUAUUGCAUAUUUAUUUGUUUGUUAUCAAGUUUUGUUCGCAAAACUCUGUGUAGUAAUUAAAUUUUUUAAAAACCACAUUGUGUAGUAAAGAAAUAAAUAAGAUUGCCUUUACGACAGUAAAAUUGCUACAAAAUGUUAUCUAUCUUUUAUCCACUCUAAUGUCCGGGCCGCGCGACCGUUUCUCUCUCUAACGUCCAGCCGCGCGCGGCACCCGAACCACGCGCGACUCGCAACUUCGUCGUAACAAAAAACCUAUACAGCUACUGAACCGUAAUGGCUAAAAUAAAGAAAAAAAUACGAAAAAAAUGGUUAAAGAAUACAGAUCAAAGGUAAUGAUAUUUUAAAAUCGUUAGUUAUAAUCUUUGAUACUAAAAUCCGGGUUAAACAUGAUUUUAAGGAGAAAAAAACACAUUUAUUUCUACCAUUUUAAAAUAUAAGGGACAACUGUUGCAUAUUUUAUCAAUAAAAUAUUUUCAAAACAAACUAGGCUUAUUACCCUUUCUUCUGAUGUAUAUUUGAUUAUAUUCGGUUAACUCUAAGUAUUUUAAUUAAAUCGAAACAAAACACUACUCUUCGUAAUUUUACCGCGAUGUCUCCCGCGCUCGAGAAGGCUAUUACGAAAUUUUCAAUGAAUUUAGUAUAUUUCUGUUUGAAAAAUGUAUUAUUUUGCUUAUUACGAUAUUAAAUAUAAUAUUUUAAUGCAAAAUUUGUAAAAUAUGUAUAAACAAAACUAAGAUUGGCCUAUGACCUUGACCGGACUUUUUUCGAAACAACAAUCGUUUGAAGUUAAAAUUAGACUAGAUUUAUCAGCUAAAACUGUGAUAUUUAAACAUCAUCGUAAAGCCCAAAUCUUCUAGUUUAUUUUGAUGUAUAACACUUGUAAAAUAAAUAAAACAAAACGACAUAAUAGUUGACACUUAUAAAAACACUUAACGAAACGAACGUCAAACGCGUCAACUGAACUUAAUUUUUUUUUUUUUGUCAAAAGCUUGUUACACUACCAUCUCUUAUUUUUUCGUCGAACUAUUUUAUCAGCUAUAUAGAAAAUCUGUCAAAACUCAACAAAUAAUACCGUAUUUUAAAAUAGAUGGAGUUAAACACAACUCAUCGCUUUGGAUACUAUAGUAUCCAUGGGCGUAUGACGCUACUUUUUUCUUGGAUACUGUACUAUCCACGGACGUUAGAGUGGUUAUCACAAAUAAAUAAUUACAGAAUAAAAAAAUUAACACA